This is a messenger RNA of Mercenaria mercenaria, 489 nucleotides long. Its product is annotated as protein FAM183B-like. The record is from RefSeq and is a predicted model, not a curated record. The transcript is spliced from 4 exons. Bases 76 to 489 code for a protein of 137 amino acids. Gene Ontology annotation, cellular component: ciliary base. Lineage: Eukaryota; Metazoa; Mollusca; Bivalvia; Venerida; Veneridae.
ACCCCUAACAACGACCAUGACAACGAGUACACUAUUAUCCGGAUAUUAAGCGGAAGUCAAUAUUCUUCGUCAAUUAUGGCGAAAUUUGAAAAAGAACCCCCUAAUUUUGUCCACCAGAAUGCAAUAUUAUGCGAAACUAUACAUAAAGAACAGCGAACAUCAAAGUUAUACACAAAUUACAGCGUAAACCCAUUUAAAAAGAUCCAUGUGAUUACUGGAAAACCUAACUCAUCCCAUGACACCGAGGAAGGAGAAGAGGAUGAGCACUUCAAGAAAGUUAUAUCAAGGGCCCAUUUAGAACCAGUUAAGAAAUACACCUACCCUCAGACAGAAGCCCAGGAAGUAGGCUGGAUCACUAGACCUCUUAUUGAUUUUGACAGAUCUGAUAAACGGCUGCACCAUUUCCGACAGAACACGGCAAUCACAAAAUACAUGGAUGCUGCAUGGCGAGUAAAGGAACAAACUGAAAAUUUGAAUAAUUUUAGCUGA